Molecule: messenger RNA, 643 nt
Organism: Pistacia vera
Lineage: Eukaryota; Viridiplantae; Streptophyta; Magnoliopsida; Sapindales; Anacardiaceae
Product: acyl-coenzyme A thioesterase 13-like
Exons: 3
Coding region: 41-517 (158 amino acids)
Molecular function (GO): fatty acyl-CoA hydrolase activity
Source: RefSeq, a predicted model, not a curated record
GAUUCAUCAGAUUGGUGCGACGGAGUAAGGAAGGUCAAAAAUGGAGAAGGCCAGAGAGUAUUUGGAAGUGAGCAAAGAAGAAUCGGAAAGCGUGUCACGACUCACCAUCCACCCGCACCGAGUCGGACUCGAUUGUAGCUUCUACGAACGUUUUACUUUGAGAGGCAUCCAAGUCGACCGAGUCGAGCCCGGGUUCGUCUCCUGUACUUUCAAGAUCCCUCCUCGCUUCACCGAUAAGAAUGGCAGUUUGGCUAAUGGUGCGAUUGCGAACCUUGUUGAUGAACUUGGUGGAGCUGUGGUCCAGGUGGAUGGUCUUCCCAUGAAUGUUUCGGUUGACAUGUCAAUCUCGUUUCUUUCUACUGCUAAAGUGAAUGAGGAGUUAGAGAUUACUGCAAGGGUAUUAGGGCAAAGAGGAGGUUAUUCUGGAACGAUCGUUCUUGUGAAAAACAAAGCAACGGGGGAGCCAAUAGCUGAAGGACGACAUUCAUUGUUUGGUAGGCGUCCUAGCAAGAUGUGAUUUAAUUGUAUGAAUGCAAACCAUUAGUAUCUAUCAAGGCAAGACUCUGGUGUUUGUUGUAAAUGAGAGUACUGGUAUUGUCCUUGUAACUAUGAAUCUAUGAUAGAAGGAAGAUUUUUCUUGAAA